CAACAUUUUAACCUAUAUCACCAGUAUACAGACUCCCAAUGUUUAUUACAUAUAAACAACUAAUGCGGAUAUAUUCUUCUUCGGAACCCUGUAAAUGUGAUAACUGUUUCUAAAUAUUAAUUUAUGUGGAGUUGCCGAGGCCUGAUCACUGACAAUGCCUAGUGGGUUAUAUAAAGUUGAGAAUGGCACUGCCUCUGCUGAGAAACCUGAAGAAUAUUAUAACAACCUAGAAAACGGUAAAGGUACCGAUAACAAUGACACGAACACGGAGAAAACGAUAGAUAACGAUGACGUCGAUGUUUCAGACACGAGUUGUGGUAUUGGUGCUUGUAAACCAACAUCAUUUCAACGUUUUGCGAACUUAAAACUGUUUGUUUUUUUCUAUAGUUUUACUGCUAUGUGUACGCAGACGAACAUGGCUUAUCUUUCGUCACAGAUCAGCGCCAUUGAAAAACAGUUCCAAAUCAGCAGCGUUGUUAGUGGCACUUUAAUAUCUUGUAAUGAAAUUGGACAACUGUGCUUCGUAUUAAUAGUUAGCUAUUUUGGUAACCGUGGACACAUUCCUAGGAUAAUAUCAAGCUUUGCUCUUAUCUACAGUUUUGGAAUGCUUAUUACUGCUGUACCAUAUUACUUCAAUCCGUAUUACCUACCUAAAGACGUGUCAACCACAAAUGUCUCUAAUACAAUGGAUGCGGGGAUUUGUUCAGCGGUUAAUACAACCAGUAAGACCACUGAGCUGAGCGUUGAUAAUGAAGGUGGUUUACAAGGAACCGGUCUAAUUACUGUGUAUAUUAUGGGUGCAUCUAUAGUGGUACAAGGUAUUGGUAAAACUGCUAAACGAUCCCUGUCAGCAACAUAUAUAGAUAACAACGUACCAGACAAAACUAAAACUGGAUUAUAUCUAGGAUUUACCAUAGCAGCAUCUGUUCUAGGACCAGGUGUUGCUAUAUUGGUAGGAUCAGCCAUGAGCAGCAUACCCGUCGAUUUAUCAGAUACAUCUUUAUCGACUACAGACCCUAGAUGGAUUGGGUGUUGGUGGUUAGGCUUUGUGAUAUUUGCUGGUUUAGGUAUAAUCACCAGCUUACCAGUUUUAUUCUUCCCUAAGCGAAUGAAGAAUGUAGCGGCCAUUCCUGAUGACAAAAAAACAGAGACCAAUUCCAAGUCACUUUGCACGACAUUGAAAGGUUUACCAAUGACAUUGAUCAGAAUAUUUAAAAUACCUAUAUUCACAGUAGCUCUACUUGGCAUUUCUGUUAUAAGUUUCUCUAUAACUGGUUUAAUUAUCUUUGGACCAAAAUAUCUUCAAAAUCAGUUUUAUAUACCGGCAUGGAAAGCAAAUCUUAUAAGCGGUGUAUUAGGGUUAUUUGUGAGUGUAUUUGGAACAGUUUUGGGUGGUUGGUUUACGUCAAGAUUUAAGAUGGACACCUAUAAAUGUGCCAAGUUCAAUAACUGUAUUCUCAUACUGGUCUUGGCCUUAACCGGAGCACUAAUCUUUAUAGGUUGUGAUGAUCAGCGGAUAUUUGGUUUAGAUACAGAGAUUGUCACAUUAGAUGAUGGUUUGCGAGCAACUUCACCAGAGUGUUUCUGUGAUGCAAAGGCGUAUUUACCUGUUUGUGGUGAAGAUGAUAGAACCUAUCUUAAUCCUUGUGUUGCCCAAUGUUGGAAUAAAACAGAUACAAGUUAUGGUGGUUGUAUGGAGUUAGAUGGCGGAUCAGUUACGACAGGAAUAUGUGCUACAGGUUGUUCAAAUCUCAUUCCCUACCUAGUUGUAUAUGUAAUACAGAGUUUUUUAGGAACCCAAGCUAUUGUACCCAGCUAUCUUAUUUUAAUCAGGAGUGUUCAAGAUGUUGAUAAAUCUGUUGCCAUUGGUCUGUUAGUCUUUGCUACUUCUAUAUUAGGUUGGUUACCGGCUCCUAUAGUAUACGGUCUAGUCAUUGACGGAACGUGUCGGGUUUGGAACAUGGUGGACGGAAAACAAGGAUCCUGUCAGCUUUAUUAUCUGGAUCAAUUAAGAGCGCGAUUCCUGGGUCUGGAAUCGGGAUUAAAAUUGUUUUCUUUGUUCUUUUAUCUGGUUAUAUUGUUCUUGUCUCGACGACAAGCACUGAAAGAGAACAACGAAAAGACACAGAUUGAAAAAGACGAAAUGGAGAAAGGGGCAGAUAGCGACGAUUUAAAUGAAAUACAAAUGACGGAAAGGGUCGAAAAUGGUGACGUCACUCAUUGAGGCUUACAACCAUUGAACAAGAACAUAUUUUAGCCCACAUUCGCUGAAUGUAUUUUGUAUAUUUGAUUAUAGGAGCAUUUAUAUAACUGUUCUAUAACGGGUUCUGGUGUGGCACAGAGGCAAACCGUCCAAUUACGUUUUAUUUCUGAAUCAAAUGACUACAACGAAAGGCGGUGGUGGAGUGGGGGCAAAAUGUUUAGAUUAUUUGAAUUUAUAUUUUUGUGCUUAAACUACAGCUUCACUUUGAUUCACCGAAUCGAGUAUUGGGCGUGCUUGGUGUGCUGUCCAUCCGCCUGCUGUAUUCGACAUCCCUAUUACGUAUAAAACCAUGUGGAAUUAUAUUGCACAGCAAUUGGACAAAUGCAUAUCUCAUAUAACUCCCCUCAGUUAAUAAUGCAGUAAUUUGGUGCUUUAAAUCUGAUACGAUCAAACACUGAAGUUUGGGUCUCCAGGCAGUUUGUUAUUAUCCUAAUGGUUCCAAAGAUCUUAGCUUAAAAUUAAUGCUUUGAUAACUUGCUACAUAUUGAGGCACGGUUUAGAAUAAAAUAAUUGCAUUUUGAAAUCAAGGGGAGAUAAAUCUUGCAGUGACAUGGUGUUUCUGGGGAUACAUCCCAACAUUCAUCGGAUAUUAGUAUGGACUGAUUGAUCGAGUUUAAAUAAAAUUUUAUUACUUUUGGGGGGUUGGUUGGUGUCAAAAUUUAUUGAAUUUUACUCUCCACCUUUUUUUUUUAACUUUAUGUACAUCCCUCACUGUGAUAUAAUAUACACAGUAGGCCCAUAUUGCUUUGUAAAUAUACUGAAACCUGUUAAAUUAAUAAUUUAAAGGCCAUACCCUUUAAUUAUUACCUUAUACAUACAAUAUGUUUAGGGAUUAACAAUGUUAAUAUCAGUUAUAGACUUAUGGUUAACUAUUUUGAUAAUUAUAUUAAAGUAGUAUCACUAAUGUUUGUACAUAAUCGUGAAAUCCAAGAUGGCCACCAAAAAGCCACUGUACUCUGUAAAACUGCAAUAAAUAUGCACAUAGGCAUGCUAAAACUCUGUUUUUAAUAUAUAGUUCGUUUUUAUAUCAGUAUUAUGCUUGAUGAGAGGAAGAGAAUCGUUGUAAAAUCGUAGCUCCGAUUAAUAACCGAGAAACUAAAUAAAUUACCGGGCACCUUAACAUCCACAGUGUAAAAAUAAUCGUAGUUACACAAUAUUGUUAUAUUUUAAAGUGAAUCCUUUUGGUUCGGUGCGCUCCCUCCGUUAACAUGUAUAUAUUCGUGAUUCCACCCCACUGAUAUUGGUCUACCUAUUGAUGUUAUCCGAGGUUUCGUAUCUUCCUGGAAGCUGUGUGGUCUGGGUUUAUUAUCUUCAUGUAAACUGUAUGGUCGUAUUUUAUCUAAUGGAAUUAUAUUAUUUUCAUACGCUGGAAUCUACAAAAACAAUAUAGCAAUAUAUUAAUCCUCUAGUUAAUGAGCGUCUAGGGGUUAUUUACCAAAUUCGAAUCCCGACGUCUUUUUCAGACAUGUUAUAACGACUAUGACUGUAACAAUAAUAACCUGCCUCCUUUAUACUUAAAGAUGCAUUAUGUAAGAGCUAAAUCUGU
Molecule: messenger RNA, 3809 nt
Organism: Patella vulgata (common limpet)
Lineage: Eukaryota; Metazoa; Mollusca; Gastropoda; Patellidae
Product: solute carrier organic anion transporter family member 2B1
Exons: 10
Coding region: 155-2224 (689 amino acids)
Biological process (GO): transmembrane transport; sodium-independent organic anion transport
Cellular component (GO): membrane
Molecular function (GO): protein binding
Source: RefSeq, a predicted model, not a curated record